CUUAAAAUAAGAGAGGUAAACUAGAGAGAGAGAGAGAGAGAGAGGGAGGGAGAGAUGGCGACGGUGGUGAAGAGCAUAGUGCAGGCGAUCAAAGAGAAAGGUCUGGGGACUUUUCUGAGGGAGGCUAGGGGAGAAGGUUACCUAAAAUGUCUAGCUGAUGGAAACCUUUUGCAAACAAAAAUCCACAAUAUUGGGGCAAAGCUUGUUGGUGUUGAUAAAGUUGGGAACAAAUAUUAUGAGAAUCUUGACACUCAAUAUGGAAGACACAGGUGGGUUGAAUAUGCGGAGAAAGGUCGCUACAAUGCUUCUCAAGUGCCACCAGAAUGGCAUGGUUGGCUACAUUACAUAACAGAUCAUACAGGAGACGAGCUUCUGAUGCUAAAGCCCCAGAGGUAUCACCUUGAACACAAGGAAAAUUUCACUGGUGAGGGUGAUGAAUUUAUCUACCACUCUAAAGGGCACAGCCUCAAUCCAGGGCAGAGAGACUGGACCAGAUUUCAGCCUUGGGAACCAACAAAACCCUGAGCUAUAUCAUUCCUGAUAAAACUCUUACAAUCCACAGUAUUUGGCUCUUCAAUGUUGUAAUAAUGACUUGCACUUGUGUAAGCUGUGAAUCCUUUUGAAGGUAAAAAUGAUGUAUUGAGUUCAAUAGACGAGCUUUCAUUGUGAUCUGAUGUAUCGUGUUGUUGGAUAAGGAUGUCAUGGUCCACAUUCUUGUGUAGUAUUUUGGUAAUACAUUAUUGUGUAGUAUGCAACACCAUAUUGAGUACUGAACUACAGAUUUUAAUUAA
Messenger RNA from Argentina anserina (silverweed cinquefoil), 791 nucleotides. RefSeq names its product probable NADH dehydrogenase [ubiquinone] 1 alpha subcomplex subunit 12. Gene Ontology annotation, biological process: response to oxidative stress; mitochondrial respiratory chain complex I assembly. NCBI's taxonomy places the organism in Eukaryota, Viridiplantae, Streptophyta, Magnoliopsida, Rosales, Rosaceae. Bases 55 to 525 code for a protein of 156 amino acids. The record is from RefSeq and is a predicted model, not a curated record. Gene Ontology annotation, cellular component: membrane. The transcript has 5 exons.